Molecule: messenger RNA, 3536 nt
Organism: Erinaceus europaeus (western European hedgehog)
Lineage: Eukaryota; Metazoa; Chordata; Mammalia; Eulipotyphla; Erinaceidae
Gene: ZNF251
Product: zinc finger protein 251
Exons: 5
Coding region: 294-2240 (648 amino acids)
Biological process (GO): regulation of DNA-templated transcription
Cellular component (GO): nucleus
Source: RefSeq, a predicted model, not a curated record
UCUUAUUAUAGCUUCCGGCCCUUGGGGCUCUGAGACCAGGACACAGGCACAACAGGGCGAUCUCACCGCGACCAGGGAGGGACCUGGGUCGCAGACGAGGGAGUCCUCGGUCGGCCCCGCCCCUUCCAUCGGGACCCCGCCCUUCGGCCAGACUGCAGCCAAAGCGCCCUGCGGGCUAACUGCUGGGCGGGAGUCCGGGCGAGAGGAACGGCCUAGUCUCGAGAUCCUGCCGCCCCGCGUGGCUGGGCAUCGCUGUCGCCCCUCUGGAGCCCAGAAAGUGCGUCGAGUGUCCGAUGAGAGGGAGUGGAUCUGAGCGGGGGUCCCCUCCGCUGGAGCUGGAGGGGGGGCGCCCCGCAGGAUGUCAACCCGGGCUCCCAGCGCCCCAGGAGGCGGUGCCGCUGACCUUCCAGGACGUGGCCGUUUACUUCUCGCCUUCGGAGGGGCAGCAGCUGGGCCCAGACCAGCGGGCAUUGUACAGGGAUGUGAUGCUGGAGAACUACGGGCACGUCGCCUCGCUCGGACUCCCUGUUCCUAAGCCAGAGCUGAUCUCCCAGCUGGAGCAAGGAGAGGAACUAUGGGUCUUGAAUCUUAUGGGAACCGAAGAACCAGAGCCCUUGAGCAGCUCCAAGCCAGAUUUUGAAGUCGGAAUGGACAAGGAACUAUCCUUUGUAAACCCAAACUUUUCUGAGCAAGUGAAAAACCCAGAUUUGGUAUCAAGACUCUCAAGAGGUACUCCACCAGCAUCUGAGUUGCAGGAUACAUGGGACCAUGAAGGUAAACUAGAAGGAAACCUGGGGAAUUCUGUUGGUCAGAAUUUGAAGAAACUCCAUCUUCUGAAGAGUGAUUUUACAAAAGAAUCUUUCAUAUGUAGGGAAAUGAGUCCAUUAGAAAGAACACAAGAGUGUGGUGCAUUUGAUAGAAACUUGAAUCAGAACCAAAAUUUUGGUAGGAUUCAAAAAAACAAAAAAGUAGAAAGACCUUUUAAGUGUGAUAUAUGCAACAAAGCCUUCAGAUAUAAUUCAGACCUUUGUAAACAUCAGAGAACUCACAACAGAGUAAAAUCUUAUAAAUGUGGUCAGUGUGGGCGAGCCUUUGUUCACAGCUCAAGCCUUAUUCUGCAUCAUCAAGUUCACACUAGAAGUAGACCAUUUAAAUGUAAUGACUGUGGGAAAUGUUUUGGCCUUGAUUCCCACCUCCUUCUUCAUCAGAGACUUCAUACUGGAGAAAAACCUUUUGGGUGUAAUGAAUGUGGGAAGGCUUUCAGUCGAAGCUCAACACUUUUCCAGCAUCGCAUCAUUCAUACAGGAAAGAAACCUUACAAAUGUCUUGAGUGUGGAAAAGCAUUUAGCCAGAGCCCACAGUUAACCCAACAUCAGAGAAUCCACACUGGAGAGAGGCCUCAUAAAUGUAAUCACUGUGGAAAGGCCUUUAGUCGAAAUUCAAGCCUUAUUCAACAUCAGAGAAUUCACACCGGAGAGAAACCACAUAAAUGUAAUCAGUGUGGCAAGGCCUUUAGUCAGAGCUCAAGCCUUUUCCUCCAUAAUAGGGUUCACACUGGAGAAAAACCCUAUGUAUGUACUGAAUGUGGUAGAGCCUUUGGUUUUAACUCUCAUCUUACUGAACACAUAAGGAUUCACACUGGAGAAAAACCUUAUGUUUGUCAUGAGUGUGGCAAAGCUUUCAGUCGAAGUUCAACUCUUGUUCAACAUCGAAGAGUUCACACUGGGGAGAAACCCUAUCUGUGCAUCGAAUGCGGAAAAGCUUUCAGUCAGAGCUCACAACUGGCCCUUCACCAGAGAGUUCACACUGGAGAAAAACCCUAUGAAUGUGAUGAUUGUGGAAAAGCCUUCAGUCGGAGGUCAACCCUCACUCAACAUCAGAGAACUCAUACUGGAGAGACCUCUCUAGGUCGCAGAAGAGAGAAUCCCAAAAGCAGUAAAUGCGAUCCAACCUUUGCUCAUGAUUCCAGCCUUACACCAAGCACUCAGGUUCACAGUGGAGAGAAACACUUUGUGUGUGAUGACCAUGGAAGAGCGUUCAACCACAGUACAAAUCUCAUUCUGCAUUGGACAAUUCAUACUGGUGAGAAAUCAUUUGAAUUAGUGAAUGUAGAAAAUCUUUCAGUCCCACCUCCCAACCCACUCAACAUUAAAAAAUUUAUGCUGGAGAGACACCCUAUAAGUGCUAAGAAUGUGGAAAAGCCUUCAGUUGGUGUUCAACCUUUAUUGGACAUCAGGUGACUCAUACUGCUUGGAGAUCUUAUCAUUCCCUUGUGUAUGGGAAAGCCUUCAGUCAAAGCUUAUAACUUACAACACAUCAGCAAAACUUAUAGAAGAGAAAUCCCCUUUAAAUGAUGAAUCUGAAAGCUACUUUAUUUCUAUCAAAAGGAUUUUCAUAAGAGACAUUAUAAUAUGAUGAGUGUGAGCAACAACUCAGUAGUUGUUUUAUGUUGGAUAGGCUAACAUAAUGAACAUUGAGUAAGGUCAAAAUAUUACCAAUAAAGUAAACAAGCAAUUUGGACGGCUAUUAAGCUUGGAAGUAAAUAUCAUUGAACUCAUCAUGAAAAAUAAGUUUGUACAGAGAUUACAUUGUAUUACAAAGUAACCUAUGUGCUCAUGUAACUCAUGAAUGAAGGACAUGAAAAGUGAGCUUGCCCAGUUUUGCCCUACUUGUUAUAUUUCUACUCAUCUCUGCCUUUUAAACACAUCUGAGGUGAUCUAGUUUUAUUCUUCACAUCUAGCUCCAGGUGCGUGCAUUAACCUUAUCCCACUUCGCAUGUCAAGCCUUAUUCACCCUCUAAUAAUCCACAGAGUAAUUAAUUGCAGGUGGAGUUCUUUUUUGUGUGUGAAGCCUUAGUGUUUGUAUUUGUAAACUAUAGUUUAAUUUUUUUGUCCUCAGAAAUUACAGUUUAUCCAAGGACAGCUCAGGAGCCAGCAAGGCAGAGGACUUCCAAGUAGCUCUACUUUUGAAAAUUAUAAUUAUUAUUCAGGUAUAAUUUAGUUUUUAUAUAAUAAACACCUUUUUUAGUGUACAGUUCCAUGACUUUUUGCAAAAACAGUGAUGUAAUCACCACAAUCCAGAUAUACAACAUUUCCAUCACCACUCAAAAUUCCCUUGUAUUGAGUAACUUACUAAUAUGCAGUUCUGGAAGCCACUGAUCUAUUACUGUGGUUUUUUUUUUUACCAGAGCACUGCUUAGCUCUGGCUUGUGGUGGAGUGGGGGAUUGAACCUGGGACUUUGGAGCCUAGGGCAUGAGAGUCUCUUUGCAUAACCAUUAUGCUAUCUACCCCCACCCCUGUUUCUGUUCUUAUACUUUCACCAUGUUCAGAAUUAUUCUCUAUAUGUAGUCCUUUGAAUCUGGCUUAUUUCACUUAUAUGUUGGAGAUGUGCUCAUAAUAUUGCAUGUAUCAAUUGUUGAUACAUUUUUACUGUUGAGUUCCAUUAUGUGGCUAUAUCAGUUAAUCUGUUCAACCAGAAAAGACUUUCUGGAUUGCUUUCAAUCUGGAGUAAAUACAAAUAAAGAUGCUGUAAAUAA